CCUCAGUCAGUGCUGGGCUGUGUGGAGGAGCGGACAGUCGGACGGAGCCGCUGCUGGCCGACAGAGAGCCGCUGAGCCUGGGGAGCUCUGGAGGACAGAGCCGGACUCUGAUCCGGAUCAGGACAAGACUUCAGACACUUGUGGGAUUAAAAUCAAAGAGCUCCGGGACCGGGUCCGGAUCUGGAUUUAUCUUCAUGCUCUGCACACACACAGGAGGUCCGCUGUGAUCCGGAUUCUCUGUAGACCAUGGUCGGGGAGAUGGAGGGCAAGGAGAGGCCGAGACCCGGUCCGGAUUAUCUGAUGCAGCUCAUGAACGACAAGAAGCUGAUGGGGGGUCUGCCGAACUUCUGCGGGAUCUUCCAGCACCUGGAGAGACUGCUGGACGAGGAGAUCGGCCGUGUGAGGAAGGAAAUGUACAUCGACACUCUGAACGGAUCGGAGAGGAUCAGCGAGCUGCCGGACGCCGUCGGUCCAAACGUCCAACUUCAGGAGAAACUGUUUGUCCCCACAAAGGAGCACCCUGAGUUUAACUUCGUCGGGAGGAUUCUGGGUCCUCGUGGUCUGACAGCGAAGCAGCUGGAGGCGGAGACAGGAUGUAAGAUCAUGGUGAGAGGGCGAGGCUCCAUGAGAGACAGGAAGAAGGAGGAGCAGAAUCGAGGGAAGCCGAACUGGGAGCACCUGAACGAAGAUCUUCACGUCCUCAUUACGGUGGAAGACGCUCAGAAUCGAGCCGAGAUCAAACUCAAACGAGCAGUAGAGGAAGUCAACAAGCUGCUGGUGCCCGCUGCGGAGGGGGAGGACAGUCUGAAGAAGAUGCAGCUAAUGGAGUUAGCCAUCCUGAACGGGACGUACAGAGACGCUAACAUCAAACCCUCCUCCCUCGCUUUCUCUCUCGCAGCCUCCUCUCAGACAUCUCGUUUCCUCUCAGGCCCGGCCCCUGUUGUUCCCCCGCCCACAGCUCUGCGUACACCUGCCCCCACAGGCCCCACCCUCAUGCCCCUGAUUCGUCAGAUCCAGACGGUGCUGCCCAAUGGGACGCCUCACCCAGCGGCUCUGAUGCAGGGGACGGGGCCGGAGUCUGGUCUGAUCUAUGCUGCACCGUACGACUACCCGUACGCUCUGGCGGCGCCGGCCUCCAUCUUGGAGUACCCUUUGGACUCUGGUGGGGUGUUAGGUAAGCCUGCCCCCCCCUGCUCCUGCGAUUGCUCCCCGACACCUCAUCACCACCCCCAUGGCCAGUGGAGCCCUGCCCCCACACUGCUCUUAAGACACACCUCCUAAAAGAUGCAGCGCUGCCCCCUGCUGGACAGAGUCAGAAACACUAAAGGUGGAAAGUGAUGAUUUCAUUCAAAUUCACUUUAACCAACAAAAAUAGUUUAUUGUUGACCCGCUCUCAAGUGUUCCUCAGUCUGUCCACAGUAGGAUGUCUUUAAUACAACCUCAGCUGUCAGGUGAUGUGUUGGCUGUGAGCGAGGCAUUCAGGUACAACUGUUCACUUUAACUUUGAUUCGCUGAAGAUGUUUAUACUACUGUACUACUGUACUGCCAUCCCUCACAAAGAGAAGCUCACAGACUUUAACAAAAACUGAUCUUCAUCACAGUCGCCGUGGCGACACAUGACCGCAGCUUUUUGCCAUGAUGUCAUGUAACUGCAGCUUCCUUUACUGAAACAUGUGACGUCUAUUAAUCUUAGUUACUAAGAACUGAACUGCAGCCAACAUGCCUCCAAUAUGCCACCAACACGCCUCCAACAUGCCUCCAACAUACCACCAACAUGCUUCCAAUACGCCUCCAACUGGCCUUUAAUAUACCUCCAAUACGCCUCCAACACGCCUCCAACACGCCACAAACUGGCCUCUAAUGUGCCUCUAAUACGCCUCCAACAUGCACCAAUACGCCCCCAACACGCCUCCAACUGGCCUCUAAUAUGUCUCCAACUGGCCUCCAAUACGCCACCAACACACCUCCAACACACCUCCAACACGCCACCAACACACCUCCAACACACCUCCAACACGCCACCAACACAACUCCAACACGCCUCCAACACGCCUCCAACUAGAGUUGUUCCGAUUCCAAUACCAGUAUCAGGAAUGCCUCCGAUACUGCCGAAAAUUCUGGCAUCGGUAUCGUCGAGUACCGGAGUCCAGGCACCGAUCCAAUACCACGUAAUUUAUUAGAAAUAGGAAUCUAUUUACUGGUUAGCUCAGUUAGCUCUGACACAGUUCUUCUUCGCCGCUCUUAAAACAGUUGCACUGUGCUGCCAUCGGCAGCUGCUGUUUUAGAGGGGCAAAGAAGAAUUGAUCACCUGACACCUGUUAAAAGGAGCUAACGUUAGCGCAUCAUCGGUCGGCAGUUUGGCAGUAGUUUACAGUGGAUGUUCCCACCAGUAAGACGGCGACAUGCAACAUAUGCAAAAAAGCAAUUUCGAGGGGUGGCACGAGUGUUGCAAAUUUGAACACCAGCAACUUAAUCAAACAUUUGAAGACGUGAUAAUCAUAUCACAGCAGUCGCGGACUGGCCAUCAGGAGCACCGGGACAUUUCCCGGUGGCCAGUCCACUGAACUGGCCCGCUCGAUGAUUGCCGAUGGUCGGGACCAACCACCAUUAGGGUAUCUGCCUUGCUGAAGCUCACACAGACUGAGCAGCAACGUUGGGCACAAACACACCCCCUCCUCUCUUUUUCUGAGGCUCUCUGUCACAGCACUGCAGGCAGACACACACACACACCAAGUUACGCCCCCGUCCCCCUCCUCUCUCCCUCCUCCCUCACCUGUAGUUCUACAUGCUUGGAAAAUAGAGCGAGAUCGACAGCCCAAGAGGAAAGGUGGAGCAGAGAGGGAGAGGCUUAAAAAGCUAAAAAGCACUGGCCUCAGAUGCAGCGAAGUGCUGUAAAAUAACUGACAUGUUUGUCAGUAAGGGAGCAGGUAAGACAUUAAACACUAGUGGUGACAACUAGGGCUAAAACGGAUUUAAUAAAACAAAUGUUUUAAGUUGUAACAAAGGAUAUUGCAAAUUUCUUUCUGUGUGUGUUUGAAGUUUCCUUGUUUAAUGUAACAGUAAUUUAAUUUUAAUUAUACACUAUAUAAUGUGCAGCCUGCACAUUAAAAGUGUAGUAGUAAAUGAAAUAGAAUAGAAAUUAUGUGAUUUGAGUACAGGUUAUUGCAGCACAACAGAAACAUUUAUUUUGUAGGGGAAAGAAAAAGCUGUGUGUGAGCGCAUGUGGAGCCUUUGCUUUAUUAUUUUACACUCUUACAUAAGUAGGCGCCCAACCUAACUCACUCUUGGUGUUUUGUGUUAAUCGGGUGGUGGUGGCCUGGGAUGGUAUCAAAUUCCCGGCCUGAAUUAUUGUCCCAGUCCGCCCCUGUAUCACAGUCAUGCAGACGUAGUAUGAUUUUUUCUUUUUUUUUAACACACUGGUAUCGAUAUCGGUACUCGGUAUCGGCAUCGGGAGGGAAAAAAUGGUAUCGGAACAUCUCUACCUCCAACACACCUCCAACAUGCCACCAACACGCCUCUAACACGCCUCCAACACGCCUCCAACACGCCUCCAACUGGCCUCCAAUACACCACCAACACGCCUCCAAUUGGCCUCCAAUAUGCCACCAACACACCUCCAACAUGCCACCAACACGCCUCCAACACGCCUCCAACAUGCCUCCAAUACGCCACCAACACACCUCCAACACACCUCCAAUACACCUCCAACACGCCACCAACACGCCUCCAACACGCACCAACACACCUCCAACACGCCUCCAAUACAGUGUGAUGCUAAUGGAGUGCUAAUGGUAAUGCUAACUGUGCUAAACAACAGACGAUCUGUUUAAAGAUGUUUUUAGAACUGGAUGAAUUAUAAUGAAAAAUAAAACAAUAACAAUAAAUUAGAAACUAGUUAACAGAAAGUAAAGAAACUCUUCUAACCAGAAGACCAAGAGGUGUAAAGCUGAAUUGAGGACCAUUUUUAAGUCUAUUCAAAAUCACUGAGGUCCUUGAUUUCAACCACUGGACUAACAGACGUCUGUUCGGUUGCUACCGUGAUCUGUAAAAAAUACUUGGGCCAAAGUCUGAACAUUUCAGUUCGAAAAUACCUGGAAUAAAAUCAUUGUAUUACAAGAAAAAGUUACUUUGGAAAAAAAAAAAACUUUUUUUAUAUUUUGAUAAAAAAUAAUUAAUAUUACAAGACAAAGUUGAAAUAUUUUUAUAAAAAAGUAAAUAUUUUGAACUGUAACACUGCAAGAAAAAAGAGAUGAAAUAUUUUUAGUUUUAAAAUAUCAUAAGAUUUUGACUUUUGGCUUGAACUUUUUUAUUAAAAUUAUUUGGACUUUUUUCUUUUUUCUUGAAAUAUUACUUUUUGUUCAUUAUGUUUUACUACCAUUUUUUCCUGAAAUAUUUGGACUUUUUUCUUGUAAUAUUAUGAUUUUGUUUUGUGUGUUUUUUCCUAGCUGUGGUCCUUAAACUCCUGAUACUCUGUUUGCCUCUCAGGUCUCACCUGUAACCACAAUUUCUACUUUUGUGCCUUAACUUGUUUAUAACUUAUAUGUAACGAUUUUCUGUGAUAAUGUGUUGACGUACCUGUCCAUGUGCAUACCAGUCGGGAAUCUACAGAGUUUUAUGCAUCUGGCCCCUGGUGUAAAAUCGCCCCACAGGUAACAGAGCAGGUGGUUUCUGGGAAAUGCAGUCCCGAUGUGUGACGGUGAAGCUACCCGUCAGGACGUGAGAGUCACCACAGUGAUGAUGUUUGUUUUGAAAUUACUUCCUGCUCCGUUAUUUUGAGGACUUCAUGGCUCCUCCAUGUUGCUGAUGAGAAAUAAUGGAUCACAUACUUCAAAUGAUUUGCUCUUUUAAAUGUUAAACUCAUUUGAAAGAAUCCAUGUUGUUCUCUGUGUCCUCUGGUGUCUGAUGGUUCAUCUCAGUGAGUCCAGGAGGCUACAGAGAGAGAUAUGGUCAGUCUAGCCUAGCUUAGCGUAAAACUGCAAGCAGAGGGAAACUGCUAGCCUCCAAUCACAAACUAGCUUCAGUGCUAACUGCAAAUAAAACCAUGUUUCUCCACCUGUUCAGUAAACAAACGAAUAACACGCCAAAUGUGGAUUUUCCUCUCUUGAUGGAGCUAGGCUAACAGUUUCCACCUGCUUCCAAGCUAAACCCAUCUCCUCUAUACAGGACAGACACAGAAGAAUCUGACUGUGAAGGAGACAGAAAACAAGUGGAUUUACUAAACAGUUAAAUAAAAGUUCUCAGAUGUUAAUGUGACGUUAGCUAAUUCAGAAAAAUCAGUUUGACUUUUCCUGUGAAGGAAUUUGUUUUUUUCCACAUUGAAUUCCAACCGAUCAAACUGUAAUUUCUAUUGAUCACAAAACAAAGUAACAAAUAGGUAACACUGACAAAAUUAAUUAAAUAAAUCUGAUGAAAUUGUUCAGAGUCCUGGUCUAAACCCGCCGUGGAGACGACCGAUUCCUCCGUCACAUUAACAUAUUUCACUUGUCUGAACUCAACAAACUCAAACUCGGCUGCUGGUAAAAACUUGUAUAACAGUGCCGAGUGGAACAGUCUUAUGACGGUGGUGGGUCAUCUGUCUGCGGCGGGUUGUGUUCAGGUGCGAAUGGUAAACCUGUGUGUUUGCUGUGGUCUGGUUGUGAUGGUGGCGGACAGGUGGACAACCCCAUCAGCUCGGGGUGGCGUUCAGGGACACAGAAUGUGAUGUCACUGCUAAACAAGAUGCGAGGGAGUUUUGAAUGUGUUCAUAAGCAUAACAUGGUCAAACCUUAUUUAACCAAAGGAGAAUCACUUUAGUUAGGUGGUUUUGAUCCAUAAAAAUAGGUUUUUACCUGAUGAUACUUUUCUUUUAGGAGAAUAUGACUUGAAACCUUUUAUCUCCAAAGUGUCAUACUAUAAUUUGUUAUAUUUCUGUUAAGUGUAUUUAUAAUGAAGUGUGGGAUUUGUCAUUCAUAUUUUUUCCUUUUGGCUCUGAAAAUAAUCAAAAUAUUCUCCUAUACUUUAAAAUAUUAAAUGUAAAAACCUGUGAAUCAGUAACUGAUACUUUGGAGAUACAGGGUUUUCAUACUGCUCCUGGUUCUUACAUUUACUGUUAGUGUACAAGCUACCAGUACAACAACAUGCAGUUUUAAAACAGCAUGACAUUAAAAAGAUAAAUAUACUGAAUGCAGCUAUGACAAUAAUUAAUAUAGUAAGUAUUUAUGGACAGAAAAGAGGAGCUUCAGUUUUCUGGUUCCUCCAUUUCAGGUCAGUUUUAUUUAAAUAGCUCCUCCUUGUCCGCUGCCACCACACCAGACAUUUUAAAACCUCCGACAAACCUCAAAGACGAUGAUUUAAAACAUAAAUGUUUUGACUUCAUGGACAAGAAGAUAAAGAGUAUGAAUGCAUUUUACAAAAAAGUAUUCCACUUUUAUAUGUUUUAUUUUUUUGUCCAUUUUCUGUAUUUUUAUUUCCAUUAUUUUUUGUUGUUGUGAAGAAAGUAGUAUGUUCUUGUUGAAAUACAUAUAAAUGUAUAUGAAAAGUAUAAAGCAGGAAUGUAUAUGAAAGGUCACAGUUUUGUACUUUACUCUUUGUAGGAAGGUAGCAGCUUUAGUGUAGAAAUGGAUCGAUUUUAGGGUUUUAUACAAACGACAGGAGCUUCCUGUUUAUAUGCAACUUUCUAUGAAUGAUAGUGUUUAAGCUGACAGCUGUUAAUGCUGCUUUGUGUCAUCACAGCAAAGAUUUCCAUGUAAAGAGAAAAUUUCUUUUUAAAAUGCAAUAAAAGUUAUUGAGUAAAAAGUUA
Molecule: messenger RNA, 6778 nt
Organism: Dicentrarchus labrax (European seabass)
Lineage: Eukaryota; Metazoa; Chordata; Actinopteri; Moronidae
Product: protein quaking-B-like
Exons: 6
Coding region: 247-1281 (344 amino acids)
Biological process (GO): regulation of mRNA splicing, via spliceosome
Cellular component (GO): nucleus
Molecular function (GO): mRNA binding
Source: RefSeq, a predicted model, not a curated record